Ceratosolen solmsi marchali is the source of this 1090-nucleotide messenger RNA. It is a transcript of the gene Ntmt, whose product is annotated as N-terminal methyltransferase. The record is from RefSeq and is a predicted model, not a curated record. The transcript has 4 exons. Gene Ontology annotation, cellular component: cytoplasm. Gene Ontology annotation, molecular function: N-terminal protein N-methyltransferase activity. NCBI's taxonomy places the organism in Eukaryota, Metazoa, Arthropoda, Insecta, Hymenoptera, Agaonidae. The coding region runs from base 223 to 924 and encodes 233 amino acids. Gene Ontology annotation, biological process: N-terminal protein amino acid methylation.
AUGUGUGAUAAUGAGCCGAGAUAAGAGUACGAUAAUAUUGUAUUGAAUUAUAUAUUUUGUCUAUAAAUUUUAUGGAAAACCAUGUGAACGAUCGAUGUGGAUUAAUUAAUAUAAUUUAAUUUACCUCAAGUCAUUAAAUUUUUAUAGAUAUUUAGAUACUUUUAUUUAUAUUAUUAUUAUUAAUAUUUAUAAUUGUUGGUAUUUUAUGAGACCUUUUGAAAAAUGGAGCAACAAGUCUGUGAAUCGCAAUUUAUUCUACAACAGAAAGAAUUUUAUGAAGAUGCAGCAAAAUAUUGGGAGAAAAUACCAGCAACAGUAGAUGGAAUGUUAGGGGGAUUUGGAUUUAUUUCACAAACAGAUAUUAUUGGAUCUAAGCAAUUUUUGAAAUCACUUUUUCAGUUCCCAGGUUUAUUACCAGGAAGAAAUUACGCUUUAGAUUGUGGUGCUGGGAUUGGCAGGAUAACUGGAAAUUUACUUACAAAAUAUUUUAAAACAGUUGAUCUAGUUGAACAGAAUCCAAAAUUUUUAGAACAAGCUAAAUUAUAUUUAAAAAAUUCUUUACACAGGGUUGGACAAUUUUAUUCCAUAGGUUUGCAAGAUUUUUGUCCAGAACCAGGAAAAUACGAUGUCAUAUGGUGUCAAUGGGUCUUAGGUCAUUUAAAUAACAACGAUCUCAUUAAAUUUUUUCAAAACUGCAAACAAGCAUUAAAAAGUACCGGCCUACUAGUUGUUAAAGAAAAUGUUACAAGUUCUAACGUGGUUGAAGUUGAUAAAGAAGAUUCAUCGAUUACUCGUCCUCAUUCCGAUUUAUUAACAAUAUUUGAAAAGUCAGGGUUUAAGUGCAUAAAAGAAGAGAGGCAGUACCAUAUGCCAGAUGGACUAUACCCUGUAUACAUGUUUGCCAUAAAACCUUGUGAUAAUUAGAACUAAAAUGUAUCGACUUAAAAUGAUGAUACUUUUAAAAGUAUGCAUGUUAUGAUGUAAUGAACAAUUUCCGAAUUAUACUAUAGCUGUACAUUGCAGUAUCACAUCGUACUAAUUUGUAAAAAUACAUUUUUUAGUAUUCUGUACAUAAAAUUAAGUAAAACAU